Vigna angularis (adzuki bean) is the source of this 1820-nucleotide messenger RNA. RefSeq names its product rhodanese-like domain-containing protein 4, chloroplastic. Lineage: Eukaryota; Viridiplantae; Streptophyta; Magnoliopsida; Fabales; Fabaceae. The transcript is spliced from 8 exons. Bases 162 to 1484 code for a protein of 440 amino acids. The record is from RefSeq and is a predicted model, not a curated record.
CACCACAGAGUUUCCACUCAAACCAGAUAGAUCAACACUCAACACCUUCACAAGGAAACAAAACAACCACCAUCAACCAACCCUUUGAGCUUCCACCUCUCAUGGUAGCACUACUUUAUACUCUCUUCCUCUGAGUGUCUCACUACAGAGUUUCUGAUACCAUGGAGGCUCUCAAUGCUGCAGCUUUGACCCCUCUGUCUGUGCUUUCUGAUACAAAGACAACAAGAAAACAACCUCCAGUUUCUUCAUGCAAAGCUUCAAGCUUUUCCACCUUUACCGACAAGAAACCAACGUUGCUGCAAAGUUGCUUAUCAAAAAGUCUUCAUGGAGGAUUGUUUCUUGCAGCUUCAAUUAUGAGUGGUGAUGUUGCCUCAGCUUUGACGUACGAGGAGGCACUGGGGCAAACUUUGAGUCUCCCCGGUACUGGAGACUUUGAUGUGAACGGUUUUGUGGAGAGUGCUACUGGCUUUGCAACUGAGAACCCUGUAAUUGUUGCUGGGGGAGUGGCCAUUCUGGCACUGCCAUUGGUUUUGUCUCAGGUUUUUAAGAAGCCUAAGGCGUGGGGUGUUGAGUCUGCUAAGAAUGCAUAUGCAAAACUUGGGGCUGAUGAGAAUGCUCAGUUGCUUGAUAUCAGAGCUCUAGUGGAGAUUAGGCAAGUGGGGUUCCCAGAUGUUGGGGGUCUGAGGAAGAAGGCAGUGUCGAUUGCUUAUAAGGGUGAUGAUAAGCCAGGGUUCCUUAAGAAGCUUGCAUUGAAGUUUAAGGAACCACAGAAUACCACAUUGUUUAUUCUGGACAAAUUUGAUGGGAACUCUGAACUGGUUGCAGAGUUGGUUACUGUUAAUGGAUUUAAAGCUGCUUAUGCAAUUAAGGAUGGUGCAGAAGGACCGAGAGGAUGGAAGAGUAGUGGUCUUCCUUGGUUAGCACCAAAGAAGACAUUGAGUUUGGAUAAUCUCACGGAUGCUAUAUCUGAAGUAAUUGGAGAUUCAUCUGAUGGUGUUGCAGUUACUCUUGGGAUUGCUGCAGCAGCUGCUGGACUGAGCCUGUUAGCUUUUUCUGAGAUAGAAUCAAUUCUCCAAGUUGUAGGAUCAGCUGCACUUGUUCAAUUUGCAAGCAAGAAGCUUUUAUUUGCUGAGGACCGAAAGCAAACCGUGAAACAACUUGAUGAGUUCUUGAACACCAAAGUUGCCCCUAAAGAACUUGUUGAUGAAAUAAAGGACAUUGGAAAGGCUCUUCUGCCAGCCUCUACCAGUAAGGCUCUUCCUGCUCCAGCAGACAAAAGUUCUGAGCUUGCUACAGCUGACAGCACUGCACAGACAGCAGUAGCUACUCCAGUGACCAAUGAUGCAGUAGCUCCUGCAGUAAACUCAGUGCCCAAAGCUGAAAUCAAGGAAGAAUCACUUCCUGUGCCACCAAGGCCACUUUCACCAUACCCAUAUUAUCCAGAUUUCAAGCCUCCAACAUCUCCUACCCCAUCACAGCCCUAGAACUCCACUUCUUUUAAUCUUGAACAGAAUUCCAUAGAAGGCAAAUCAAUUGUCCAGCAUGUAUGAAGAGGUGAACAAUAAAUACUACAGUCUAUAAUCCUAUCAGAAAGUCAUGCAUCUUGAUUUGCAGAUAAGAUCCAUGACAUAAGUUGCAUAAUUUUUUUUCAGUCUGUUAUGAUUAUCCUUCCACUUGUGCUACUUGGUACACUUCUUUUGUAGUUGAUGGAUGUGUUGUAGAGAUAGCUGCCAAAGUAAACAUUGUAGUGUUUUAAGAUUUAGUAUAUAACAUUCAAUCCUUCACUUCUGGUCCAAGCAAAUAAGAUUUCAUGUUUUCAA